Molecule: messenger RNA, 1953 nt
Organism: Prunus mume (Japanese apricot)
Lineage: Eukaryota; Viridiplantae; Streptophyta; Magnoliopsida; Rosales; Rosaceae
Product: mitogen-activated protein kinase homolog NTF3
Biological process (GO): protein phosphorylation
Molecular function (GO): ATP binding; MAP kinase activity
Source: RefSeq, a predicted model, not a curated record
ACAAGAGCGAAAACCGGUGAGAGAUGCUGCGAUCCAUCAUCCAUUCCAUUAGACAGAAACAAGAAAAAUAAAGAUAAAAUAAUAAAUCCACAUAAUUGUCAGUAGCUUCCUUCUGGUCUGAUCGCGAUGAGAUAACGAAUCUUGCUCUGCUCGUCAAACACCCUAUUUUUCACGACACAGAUCGGAAUUCGAAAUCCAAUUUCAGAGCCUUCCAUGACUUGAUUCGUUAGCACCGCGGCAAAUUCUGGCGCGAAAUUGAGGCCAUAAAUGGUUUGGAGUUGAAACUAGGGCUUGCGUCUGUGAAUUCGGCGAGGAACGAUCUUCGGAGGUUCUGAAGCUUUGUUUAUGGAGAAUUGCAAAAAUUUCGCAUUUUUCCGGUGUAUUAGAUGAGAAUUUGGAUUGGUUUAACAAACACAGAAGUUAAAGAGAGAAAGAAAAUAUAUGAAUAGAAUUUAAUGUGAAGGAAAUGGCGACUCAAGUUGAGCCUCCAAAUGGGAUUAGAUCGCAAGGAAAGCAUUACUAUUCCAUGUGGCAGACCCUGUUCGAGAUCGAUACCAAAUACGUGCCGAUCAAACCGAUCGGUCGAGGAGCGUACGGCAUCGUUUGCUCUUCCGUGAACCGGGAAACGAACGAGAAAGUUGCGAUUAAGAAGAUCAACAAUGCGUUUGAGAACAGAAUUGAUGCGCUGAGGACGCUGCGGGAACUGAAGCUGCUGCAGCAUCUUCGGCAUGAAAAUGUGAUUGCUUUGAAGGAUGUGAUGGUGCCAGUUCAAAGGAAGAGCUUCAAGGAUGUCUACUUGGUGUAUGAGCUCAUGGAUACGGAUCUGCACCAGAUUAUUAAGUCCUCCCAACCACUUUCUAACGAUCACUGUCAGUAUUUCCUCUUCCAGCUGCUUCGAGGCCUAAAGUAUCUCCAUUCUGCAAACAUUCUCCAUCGUGACUUGAAGCCUGGCAACCUUCUUAUCAAUGCGAACUGUGAGUUGAAGAUAUGUGAUUUUGGACUAGCACGUACUAGCACAGGAAAAGGCCAGUUCAUGACUGAGUAUGUUGUCACUCGUUGGUACCGUGCCCCUGAGCUCCUCCUCUGCUGUGACAACUAUGGAACAUCCAUUGAUGUGUGGUCCGUUGGAUGCAUCUUUGCUGAGCUUCUUGGCCGGAAACCUAUCUUCCCUGGCACAGAGUGUCUAAACCAGCUCAAACUCAUAAUCAACAUCCUUGGCAGCCAGAGGGAGGAGGAUCUCCAAUUUAUAGACAACCAUAAGGCGAAGAAGUACAUAAGAUCACUGCCAUAUUCUCUUGGGACACCCUUCUCCCGUCUCUAUCCUGAUGCCCAUCCUUUGGCAAUCGAUCUACUGCAAAAGAUGCUUGUUUUCGACCCAUCAAAGAGGAUAAGUGUCCUUGAAGCACUCCAACACCCUUACAUGUCCGCGUUGUAUGAUCCCAGUAAUAACCCUCCAGCUGAGGUACCAAUUGAUCUUGACAUAGACGAGGAUUUAGGAGAAGAGACGAUAAGGGAGAUGAUGUGGAAGGAAAUGCUUCAUUACCACCCUGAAGCUGCUGCAGGCAAUGCGGAACUGUUUUCCUGAUCAUCUUCUUUGUAGCUCUGGCAUAUAGGCCUUUGAAAUGUGUUUUUGGUGUGAAUAGAGACUAGGAAGGUUCUCUUUGUUAUGGUGCCAGCCUAGCUUUUUAUUUAUCUCUCCCCUCUUCCACUCCAAUAAUCUUGAAGCAGCAGCAUGCGUCAGCGGGUUUCGCCUUCAAUAGCUUGCUUAUGAGUUAUGAGCUAUGAGGGGCUGCUGAGACCUGCAUAUGAUAGGCGGCGUCUUUGAGUUUGUAUAUACGUGUGUUUGUAAGUCUCUGGAACUUGUUUCCGUUUGUAAUUAAAGAAGGACGAAGUUCCUAUUUUAUGUCUACAAGAUUUUGUAUGAUAUGAUGGAACUUUUACCAUUGAGGUGAA